AUGAACCCUCAGACGGCCCUGAGGGGUGCCAUGCAACGAGGGGAGCCGAUCAUGUUCCGCAUCACCAUAGACAGGCUGAGGGAGGACAGGCGCCAGACCAACCACGCCAAGAGCCAGCUGGCCCUCGCCUUCUGCCAGGUGCUUGGUUGUACCCUGGUGCUGCAUGCGUGCAUAGCGCGCAACCACCUGCGCUCCGCCCGGGCCCUGGUCAGCGCGUGCCGCAUGGGCGCGGCGGCCCAGGCGACGCUGGAAGCGGCGCUGGUGGCGCGCCUGCUGGCCUGCGGCGCCUGGGGCCCGGCCCUGCAGCGCACGGGCGGCGACGCCGGGCUGCAGCGCCGCGUGCUGGACGCCAUGGUGCUGGCCGGCGAGGCCGAGCUGGCGCGGGAGACCGCGGCGGGGCUGGGCCUGGCGCUGGAGGACGACGCGGCGUUGCGCGCGGCGGCGGCCGAGCGCGCGGCGCGCCACCUCCCGCUGGACCUCCCCGCCACGGCGGUGCGCUUCGUGGACGACGCGGCAGGGCUGGACCGCGUGCGCGCCUGGCUGGAGGGCUUGGCGGUCCGCGGCGCGCGCGGCGAGCUGGUCGUCGUCGGCGUGGACGCUGAGUGGCAGCCCGCCGACGCCGACGUGGGGCUGGAGAACGGCGGCGGGGACGGAGGCGGCGAGCACCCCAUCAGCAUCUUGCAGCUGGCCGACGCCGAGCGGGUGUGGGUGCUGGACAUGCUGCGCCUGGGGGAGCGAGAGGCCGGCACAGCGCUGCGCGCGCUGUGCGACCCCGCGCUCGUCAAGGCCGGGUGCGGUCUGGCGGACGACGUCGCCAAGCUGGCAUGGGCCUGCCCCGCCCUGCGCAACAUGCGCAGCUGCCUGGACCUGGCGCGUUUGCGGACGUUCAUGGGACCGCUGGCCAACAAGAGAGGCAUGCUGGGCCUCUCCAGCGCGGCGGAGGCGAUGCUGGGCAAGCCGCUGGACAAGGGCCUGCGCAUGUCGGCCUGGCAGCGGCGACCCCUCACCCCCGCCCAGCUCAGGUACGCCGCCCUGGACGCGCUGGUGUCGGUACAGAUUGUGGACGCCAUCGUGCGACAAAACCCCAAGCUGGGGAGCAGGCGGGGCCUCCAUGCCUAUGUGUUUGAUGCCGCCCGCGUCUGA
Messenger RNA from Auxenochlorella protothecoides, 1143 nucleotides. Its product is annotated as putative exonuclease mut-7-like protein. Gene Ontology annotation, molecular function: 3'-5' exonuclease activity; nucleic acid binding. The coding region runs from base 1 to 1143 and encodes 380 amino acids. The transcript is spliced from 4 exons. Gene Ontology annotation, biological process: nucleobase-containing compound metabolic process. The record is from RefSeq and is a predicted model, not a curated record. Lineage: Eukaryota; Viridiplantae; Chlorophyta; Trebouxiophyceae; Chlorellales; Chlorellaceae.